Messenger RNA from Papilio xuthus (Asian swallowtail), 769 nucleotides. RefSeq lists its product as uncharacterized. Bases 119 to 718 code for a protein of 199 amino acids. Lineage: Eukaryota; Metazoa; Arthropoda; Insecta; Lepidoptera; Papilionidae. The record is from RefSeq and is a predicted model, not a curated record. The transcript has a single exon.
AUAACAACCGCAAAAGAAGUCCAAGUAGUUGUAUAUCAUCCUCUUUGCAAAAUUAAAACAUCGCAGAUAAUAUCUUAAAAAUAUAAAAUACAGUAGAAAAAGAUAAACUCCCAACAAAAUGAAUGGACCGAAUUGGAAAUCUUUUAUUGGUGCGACGGGUUCGGCAUUACUAAAAUGCGUUACUUUUAUGACAACAUUGAAAACGAAGAAAAGUGCACAUUGUGAUAGUAUUAACGAGGUGCUUUUCUACGGAGCAGAGGAUGAUAAAAAAAAGGAAGAAAUCGGAACAAAUAACCUCUUGUGCAUUUACUAUGUGAUAGUCCACGCCUGUCGUUCGCUAGACGUUUGCCUACCAACUUUAAAAAGUGAUACUAUAUCGAAAUGUUUAAUAAAUGUACAUAAGAGAAAUUGUGUGGUUAUUCGAAUAGUGUUAUACAACGCCGACAACUCAGAUAUGUUGCAAGAACUUGGGAAACAAGGAAUUUCUGUGAAGAUAGUUAAUUUCGCGCCAAAAUUGGAACACGAAUUUAUUAUAAUAGACGCGAUUGAUGAAUGUAAAGAUGCUGUGGCUGUUCUUGGAUCUUUAGAUUAUGAAUUAUCACGAGUUAAUUGCAAUAGGGAUUCAACACUAUUAACAUCUGAUUGUGCUGUAAUUCAAGCUUUGAAAAAUGAAUUCGAAAGAAUAUGGUCUUUAGAAGAAAUUGUUCCGUGUGAGUAAAAAUAUUUAUAUAGGUUUAGAAAUUGAUUUUAACUAAUUAACUGCAUCAAC